Molecule: messenger RNA, 405 nt
Organism: Aspergillus viridinutans
Lineage: Eukaryota; Fungi; Ascomycota; Eurotiomycetes; Eurotiales; Aspergillaceae
Product: DUF1754 domain-containing protein
Exons: 3
Coding region: 1-405 (134 amino acids)
Cellular component (GO): nucleolus
Source: RefSeq, a predicted model, not a curated record
AUGGCCCCCGGCGACGAAUACACAGCCGGCGGGGGCGGCAAACUCAAACUCAAAGGCUCCAAAGUCAGCGACGGCCGAGUAGAAAAGAAAAAGAAGAAGUCCAAGAAGAGCAAAUCCGACAACGAUGGUGAGAUUGGCUCCGCACCGCCCGAAGCUAGACACCCAGAUGAAGACGGGAGGAGCGAGGACCACCACCCGGACCAUCACACACCCCCAGAUGAUGCGGGUGCAACAGUAGGCAAGACAGAAGCGGAAAGGAAGUACGAAGAGGCGCGAAAGAAGAGGCUCUUGGAACGUCUAAAGCGGGAAGGAGUCAAGACUCACAAGGAGCGAGUGGAGGAGUUGAAUAAGUAUUUGAGCAAGCUGAGUGAGCAUCAUGAUAUGCCGAAGAUUGGGCCCGGUUAA